AUGGCAUCUCAAAAAACUUUGACAUCUGAAGAUGGAAACAUCAACCAAACCGAAAUUUUGUCUGAGGCCAAUGAGCUGCAGUUCGAGAAUGCUGUUUCGCGGUCUGACAAUGAGACACUCAAUGCCUUCACAAUGUUAUUGGAUUUUUGGAGAAAUCAAUUCCCGAACGUGUCCUCGUACUUGCUUAACUUAUGGGUGGUCUUGGCAUGUAUAGUCAACGAAAUUAUUGCUUUAGCAACGCUCGAGUCUCCUUUGUGGAGGAGAUCACAACGUGAAGAGAUGCUGACUCUGAACGAAUACUACUCUCGAUUCUUUCCUUGGUACGCAAAAAACGUCCCAAGGUUUGUCCAUGAGGCGUCAAGAGCUUCUGAAGUAAUCCACGUUGAUGCUUCAUGGCUUUUGACAAAACUUAAAAACCCUAUGCGUUGGGUGACUAUUUUCCCAUCACUCGUUGGAAAUGUGUCAAUCGAAUCAAGCAACGACGAUGUUAGGAUGAUCAUUGAUAUGGAGUUUCUGACAUUAAUUACCCCGGUCAUUCCGACCCGAAAAGUAAAAGUUCUCCGAUAUUGUCACCGUAUAGCAAAUGAUACAUGGAUUAUAGCGGAUAUCUCCAUGUACUUAAGCUCCUAUUCAGACGAUUUACGACCUGAGUUUCUCAGAUUUCCUUCUGGAUUUAUUAUUAAACAUGUAGCAAGGAUAUUCAGAGUAACUAAUUCCGCCGGUAAGAACAACUUGCUCCAAGCAUCAAAACGUUUGGUUCACAUAUUUUGCUCCGGUACGUGUGGGGUAAUCGGGAACCGAGGGAGGUGGCUCGGUGCGGGUCGAAGGUUUGACGUCAGAGUUUCCAGUCUAGAGAGUCGGGACAUGAUAAGGCACCCUUAUGGUAUUAUUAGCGCUAGCGGUUUGACUAAAAUACAUGCUAAACCGGAAAUACUAUUUCCUUUAAUCUACGGUGUAAAGAAACUAGAGAUACAUAACCACUUACGAUUAUCUGGAAAUGAUUUAAAACAAGUCCUUCGGAUCACAAGAGACGACAUUACUUCGAGGAAUGACGUCUCCCUAUUCAGUUUCCGGCUGAAUAAUUCUACGGAGGUGUUUUUGCUUCAAGAAGCAUACAAUGAGGCAUCAUCGUCGAUGGUGAUCCACUCCAUACUUGACGUGUCAUCUCUUGCGAAGAUUAUAAACGGUGACCGUUCCUACUCCUUUACCUAUCCGUGUGGAUUCACCAUAAUGCCGGGCCAAAACUCCGGCGAUGAAGACGCUGGAUGUGUUGUGUCUGUUGGAUUUCUGACGAUUGCAACUGAAGAGAUUGUAGCGAAUACACUGGUGAGUGAUGUGGAGAGAGGAAUUUAUCUGCUACUAUUACAAAUUUCGAGAAUGUCUUAG
Molecule: messenger RNA, 1386 nt
Organism: Arabidopsis thaliana (thale cress)
Lineage: Eukaryota; Viridiplantae; Streptophyta; Magnoliopsida; Brassicales; Brassicaceae
Product: START (StAR-related lipid-transfer) lipid-binding domain-containing protein
Exons: 5
Coding region: 1-1386 (461 amino acids)
Molecular function (GO): lipid binding
Source: RefSeq, marked reviewed